Messenger RNA from Acanthochromis polyacanthus (spiny chromis), 1913 nucleotides. RefSeq names its product 5-hydroxytryptamine receptor 3A-like. Lineage: Eukaryota; Metazoa; Chordata; Actinopteri; Pomacentridae. The record is from RefSeq and is a predicted model, not a curated record. Gene Ontology annotation, biological process: regulation of membrane potential; nervous system process; signal transduction. Gene Ontology annotation, cellular component: synapse; neuron projection; postsynaptic membrane. Gene Ontology annotation, molecular function: extracellular ligand-gated monoatomic ion channel activity; transmembrane signaling receptor activity; neurotransmitter receptor activity.
AUGUGCAUCACUGUGAGACAAAUGCUGGGAUAAGGUUUGUGCAAUGAACCGGAAAGAAGUUCAUCUAAACCCCCUUGACUGCUGUGAAAGAAAGCUAAGACCGUCUCCAGAAAGUUUUUUGAACCCUAUUGAUUAAUUUGAAUGAAAAUCGCAUCAAAACCGAAGUAUGUGCACAUGAAUGGAUUAAUCCUGUCCUCAGCUCUGUGCAGCAGCAACCUGGUGAACUGCUCUGAGCCCAACCAGGCCUCCCUGCUGCAGGCUCUGGGUCCAGUCUUCAACCUGAGCGCCAUCCGGCCCGUCCUGAACACCUCAACCUCCACCAUCGUUAUCACAUACUUCACCCUGUACGGGAUACUCGGAGUGGUAUGUUCUGAGAAGUACUUUUAUAUCUUGGUGGACUACUGCGCUCUCUGAGGGCUUUUCUUGCAUUUGUCAUGUAAUAUAGUUGCUCUUCUUGUCUUCCAGGAUGAAAAGGCUCAACUUUUGAGCACUUACAUUUGGCUAAAUUACUGGUGGAAGAAUGAGUUUGCCCUUUGGGACCCAGUCCAGUGUGGUGUCAGCAAGAUUUCUCUUCCCAAAAAAUUCUGGGUUCCCGAUAUUGUAAUCAAUGAAUUUAUGGAUGAAAACACAGCGCCACCUGUCCCCUACGUGUACCUGCAGAGUGACGGUGUGGUGCGCGACGCUCAGCCUGUCAAAAUCAUCAGCUCCUGUAACCUCGACAUCUACACCUUCCCCUUCGACAUACAAAACUGCACUCUGACUUUCAACUCCUACAUCCACUAUGCAACGGACAUAAGGAUUUCCCUUGGGAGACCAGCGGAUGAAAUCACACAGAUGUCCAAAAAAGUGAUCACCACCAUGGGGGAAUGGGAGCUGAUGGAAAUCACCUCUAACAAAAUCAAUGUUGAAGAAAUUGAAAAUUUGAUUUAUACCGACAAGCUCACAUUCCAUAUCAGAGUGAGGCGUCGGGCCACCCUGUACGUGGUGAACCUCCUGAUCCCCAGCUGCUUCCUCAUCACCGUGGACCUCUUCAGCUUCCUGCUGCCUCCACAGAACGUUGACCGGUCCUCCUUCAAGAUGACCCUCAUCUUGGGCUACACCGUCUUCCUGCUCAUCAUGAACGACCUGCUGCCUGCCACCGGAAGCGCCAUCCCUCUCAUAAAUGUGUUCUUCUCCCUCUGCCUGGCUCUGAUGGUGGCCAGUCUACUGGAGACCAUACUCAUCACCAAUCUGCUGUGUGGUUCUGCCGACUUCUCUCCCGUUCCCCAUUGGGUCAGAGUGUUUGUCCUGCAAUUUCUGGGAGUCCUUGUUUGUUUGCCACAAAAGACUAAGAAACCAAAAGGUUCAGACCUGAAGAUCAGCACUGUUGUGGCAAAGGGCAACACUGAUGAGAAGCCUUCCGUAGUGGAGAACAAGGCCGUGCAGCAGCUGAGGAACCUGAGCAAAGACCUACAGGCCAUCCGCCUCCAGGUGGAGCAGCAGCUGAACGGCCGUCCGAGCUCAGAGGAAUGGAUCCAGGUGGGUUUCAUCAUAGACCGCCUGCUGUUUGGCCUCUACAUCAUCUUCAUAACAGUCAGCUUCAUUACCAUCAUCAUUAUCUGGGUGAAAUCAUACAAUCAGUAAACAACUGCUUUCUUUACUAAAGGGCUCCAUUUAUUUAGCAAGUGACUCAAAUGUUUGUUGGAUUUUGACUAAUAAGUUGUAACUGUUGUAGCUGAUUUGAAACACUACAUUCCUGGAGCCAAAAUAUUUCUGCAAUACAUAUACCAUAUAAUCAUUGUACUGCUGUUUGGAACCAUGAAUGAUUUAAAUUGCACCAUUAAAUAGAUGUAGUUUUAAGCUUUUUGUGUCAAACUGUGCAACUAUAAAAUGGAGGAGAUCAUUGUACACAAAAUAAAAUUACUUGGAAAAUA